AACCUCACGGUAUGAGUCAAGUGAAUCGGUGCAUGAAAUCGUCUCUCUUGUAGCUGCCACUAACAUCGCCCCGGCCUCACGGUGUCACUGCGACGAAUAGAUUGAUCUUUAGUCGCAACUGGCAAGAGCACCAUGCUUCAAUCUUCCAUAACAGCAUGGCUGAAGAAGCCAGCGACUGUUGUGAAAGCUGACCAACCAACUCCAGCUGCAGCCCCCCCUCCGAUGCCACUCGCACGGCGGGUGCAACCUCCCGCAUCACUCUCUGAGCACAACCACGCGCCCACCCAAGGACGCGCCAGUGAGCCCGCACCAAAACGGCCUCCUGCUCCUUUAUUUUCCACGCCUCCACUCCCCGAGAAUGUCGAGUUCGCGCCGCUCACGCAUGAGCUCAUCCCCUCCUUCAAGCGCAUUCUCAGCCUGACGCUUCCCGUGUCGUAUCCAGCUGUCUUCUUCACCGAGUCGAUGGACGAGCCCUUCCACAGCAUCACGCUCAUGGCUUUGUGGCAUCCGGCUCCGGUGAACGGCGGCGCCCAUAGUUCAAUCGCCCAGGAGCCACGUCUGGUUGGUGCCAUUCGAUGUCGCAUUCUGCCGUCCGCGAACCUCUACAUAUCCACAAUCAGCCUGCUGGCCCCAUACCGCUCGCAUGGAAUCGCUACACAUCUCCUGCAGAAGGUAGCAGCUGAGGCCGUAGAACUGCACGGUGUUAGAUGUGUCACAGCUCACGUAUGGGAAGCCAAUGAGGAAGGGCUGGAAUGGUACAAGAAGAGGGGCUUUGAUAUCGUCGGGAAGGAAGAUGCUUAUUAUCACAAGCUCAAGCCUCAAGGCGCGAUUCUCGUUCGCAAAUGGAUUGGCGUUGCCGAUUUACUAGCACACCCAGACGCCGUGAGCGUCGUGGAUAGGUGAAGAGGUCUCGGCAUGGUUCCGCACCGGUCGCAUAUGUACAGACAACAUCACAUGGAGAACGUCUACGAAGCCCCCCCGCGAGUGCCGGAAUACAUCCGGGUGCCGCCUAGAAUUUCUCCAGGCUUUGACGAGAAGCAGGCACUUCCCUUCGGACCACCGCAUGUCUAGCAAAUACUAUGAGCCAGACUAUGCUGCGGCGACCCCUGUUUCCCAAAUAGGGACACGACGUGCACGGUGGCCCUUAGGCUCAUUGCCUCCAGGCUCCUUGUUGUCGGAUCGGGAUUAGAUAUUUUGCACGUGUCUACUUUAUACCCAUGUCAGUUCUAGAUGCUCAAAUGAAGUACCUCAAUGGCU
This is a messenger RNA of Paraphaeosphaeria sporulosa, 1257 nucleotides long. Its product is annotated as acyl-CoA N-acyltransferase. Gene Ontology annotation, biological process: mitotic sister chromatid cohesion. Gene Ontology annotation, molecular function: acyltransferase activity, transferring groups other than amino-acyl groups. Gene Ontology annotation, cellular component: NatA complex. The transcript has a single exon. The record is from RefSeq and is a predicted model, not a curated record. Bases 223 to 903 code for a protein of 226 amino acids. Lineage: Eukaryota; Fungi; Ascomycota; Dothideomycetes; Pleosporales; Didymosphaeriaceae.